Solanum verrucosum is the source of this 114-nucleotide messenger RNA. RefSeq names its product dolichyl-diphosphooligosaccharide--protein glycosyltransferase subunit 4B-like. The transcript has a single exon. Bases 1 to 114 code for a protein of 37 amino acids. The record is from RefSeq and is a predicted model, not a curated record. Lineage: Eukaryota; Viridiplantae; Streptophyta; Magnoliopsida; Solanales; Solanaceae.
AUGAUUGACGACCAGGACCUGGGUUUCUUUGUCAACAUUCUUCAUUGCUUUAUUUUUGUGCUGGUGGUUGCUUACUAUUGUUUGAUGGCAGAUCUCAAAUAUGAAGACAAUUGA